AUGGACUCGGAGUUUUUGGAGAUCCCCAACAUGGAGGAUAUCGUAACGGCUCCCGAGCCCGAACCCGAACCUCCGCGGCUGACCCAGUCCCAUUCAGAUGUCCACGCCCGACUAUCUGCGCCCCUUGAAAAAUACACCCUGUACGAGACGAAAACACGCCUGUAUAUCGUCGCGUCCAACGCCCGAGAAGUUCAAUUCAAGGUGAUGGAAAUCGAUAUGACCGGCCCCAAGCAGGACUUGACUCUCAUUGUCGACCCGGCAGUGUACACUCGAGCAGAGGUCAUGGAUGUUCUGGGCCACAUGGAAGAGGAGGGAGGAGGCAAUCUGACCAAGAGACUCACAGCUUGGGGCCUACUGGGUUUCAUCAGAUUCACAGAUGGGUACUAUAUGGUUGUUGUAACUAAACGGUCCGUUGUUGCUCUUUUAGGAGGCCAUUAUGUCUACCAUAUCGACAAAACAGAGAUGAUCCCAUUGUCGAGAGGAGGAGAUGAGGGCAAGACAAAGAGCAAGUCAGCAGACGAGGCACGUUAUAUGAGCAUCUUCCAGAGUCUCGAUUUAUCAAAGACCUUUUACUUUUCCUAUGCUUACGAUAUCACAAACACACUGCAACGGAAUAUGGAGAGAGAGAAACGAGAUGACGACAGUGAUGACGAGGAGAUCCAUUCUUUCAACCAUAUGUUCAUCUGGAACCAUCACCUCCUCCGCCCAGUCGAGGAAAUUAUGGAUAAUGUGUUUGAGUGGUUCCUUCCAAUCAUUCACGGUUUCAUCGACCAGGCGAAGAUAAACGUUUGUGGUGCUCGAAGCGUCUACGUGACUCUCAUUGCUCGACGAUCCCAUUACUUUGCUGGUGCCAGAUUCCUCAAGCGAGGCGUCAAUGAUAGAGGCAAUGUUGCCAAUGAAGUUGAGACUGAACAGAUUGUGGCAGAUUUAGUCACCUCAUCGUUCCAUGACAAGAGAGAAGGUAUCUUCAAUUCGCCGAGAUACACGUCAUACGUCCAACACAGAGGCUCAAUACCAUUGUAUUGGUCUCAGGAUGUUAGCAACAUGACUCCCAAGCCUCCCAUUGAGAUCAACCUGGUAGACCCCUUCUUUGCCAGUGCUGCUUUACAUUUUGACGACUUAUUCAAGCGUUACGAGGCUCCGAUUCUGGUUCUCAAUCUCAUAAAAAGCAAGGAGCGAACUCCCAGAGAGGGAAAGCUGCUUCGAGAGUUCUCUCAGUGUGUUGAAUACUUGAACCAAUUUCUCGUCCAACGGGGAAAGAAGCACAAGCUCCAGUAUACACAUUGGGAUAUGUCCAGAGCAUCCAAGUCUCGAAACCUAGAGGUCAUUGAGUUUCUUGAACGAUACUCUACCACUGUCCUGGAGAAAACGGGCUUCUUUCACAACUCCAAGGGCAUCCAGAAGGGUAUUUGCCGAUCUAACUGCAUUGAUUGCUUGGAUCGAACAAACGCUGCACAGUUCGUUAUUGCUAAGAAGGCCCUAGGUUACCAGUUGCGUGCCCUUGGCAUUGUGUCGGACGUCAACUUGUCCUAUGACUGUGACGCUGUUAAUCUCUUGACAGAAAUGUACCAUGAUCAUGGAGACACCAUCGCUCUGCAGUAUGGUGGCUCCCACCUGGUCAACACAAUGGAGACGUAUAGAAAGAUCAACCAGUGGAGAUCCCAUUCUCGAGACAUGCUUGAGUCAAUUCGACGGUUCUACUCCAACUCGUUCGUCGAUUCUCAGAGACAAGAGGCAAUCAACUUGUUCCUUGGUAACCACGUGUUCGAGCAGAAUAAGCCUCGUCUGUGGGACCUGCCUUCGGACCACUUUCUGCAUAACAACUACUACUUUGAUAACUACUACCUGAGGCGAUCAUACAUCUUCUGGUGGACUGAGAUCAACCUCUUGGUCAAGAAGUACGAGAAGUAUGUCCGAAGAAAAAAAGAACUGCAGAUUAUGCCUGUCAGCGAGAUCACAGAGCCUCUCAACUUUCCAGGUUCGGAUCAAAAGGAGCCUGUCAUGGAGGUAUUAGAGGAUAAGCUAGAUGCUCUUGUAUCAUACAUUCCACCUUACCCUGGCUUCUUUGACAACUACUGGAACGAAUGUUACAAGCCCCGUUCGCUGUCGUCUUUUCACAAGGUGUUUGCCUACAACAUGAACUCCACAUCCCGUUACAAUUCUGACGACAACCCUUUCAGACCUAGAAAGGAAAUUAAAGGUCUGGAGGAUAUCACAGAGGACAAGAAGGUAUCGGAAGUACCUGAAGAGGUGUCCAAAAUCCCAGAUGACCCUCUAAUUACAAUCUACAAAUACACUCUACAAGCUAUGGCAUAG
This is a messenger RNA of Yarrowia lipolytica CLIB122, 2316 nucleotides long. The record is from RefSeq and is a predicted model, not a curated record. NCBI's taxonomy places the organism in Eukaryota, Fungi, Ascomycota, Dipodascomycetes, Dipodascales.